Molecule: messenger RNA, 3333 nt
Organism: Clupea harengus (Atlantic herring)
Lineage: Eukaryota; Metazoa; Chordata; Actinopteri; Clupeiformes; Clupeidae
Gene: kcnb2a
Product: potassium voltage-gated channel subfamily B member 2a
Biological process (GO): action potential; potassium ion transmembrane transport; protein homooligomerization
Cellular component (GO): dendrite; neuronal cell body; membrane
Molecular function (GO): delayed rectifier potassium channel activity; protein binding
Source: RefSeq, a predicted model, not a curated record
CGCUGAUUGAUGUCUCGGACGAAAAAGCGCGCUCGGUUUGGUUGAUCUGAUGGUGGUGCUAUCCUUAGUGAUGCGCAACUCAAUCCAAUUAGGCUUCGGCUUCGGACUGUGAUGCUGGGAGCGGGACUGACAUAUCUGCACAGUCGAGGCUACACGAGUUGCUCUGCAGUUUAGCCACCGGCGCCGAUAAUAUGACCAUAGUCAUACACACGAUCACCCGCAAACUGGUUUAACCAUGUCUUCUAGGAGACUAUAAUGUAGCCUAUUCGUUUUGUUCUAGAAUAGUAUCGCGGAACUGCUGGUUAUCAACAUGAAGAGGCAUUUCAUUCGCACAGCUACAGCGGACACCUUGCGUGCCUAAUCUCAUGGAGAGGUAGCCUAAUUACAGGGCUUUAUUUAUCUUCAGGACAGAUAACAUACCUACACGAAGUAUAGUAUCACUACAAAAGUUGCAGGCAUGGAGGGACUUGUUUAAACUGGAUCCAACAUAGUUAGCCAUUCACUGGGCCUACAAGUAAUUUGGGGUGAGGUCCAGUGAUUUCACAACAUCUUGGCUUGUGCACUGUUCAUACAGCAGUAUAGUCAUGGGUGAGAGAGGUGGGUUUGGAGUUCCCAAAGGCACUUCACGGCCUGCUGGGUCACUGCCACCCGAGCCCAUAGACAUUAUUCGGAUCAAAGCCAGAUCCAGAAGAGUCCGCAUCAAUGUAGGGGGCCUGACCCAUGAGGUCCUGUGGCGGACCUUGGACCGGCUCCCGCGCACCCGGAUGGGCAAACUCAGAGACUGCAACACCCACGAGACCUUAAUGGAGAUCUGUGACGACUACUGCCUCAGCGAAAACGAGUACUUCUUCGACAGGCACCCUGGUGCCUUCUCCUCCAUCUUGAACUUUUACAGGACAGGGAAGCUGCACAUGAUGGAGGAGAUGUGUGCCCUGUCCUUCGGCAUGGAGCUCGACUACUGGGGCAUCGACGAGAUCUACCUGGAGUCGUGCUGCCAGGCGCGCUACCACCAGAAGAAGGAGCAGAUGAACGAGGAGCUGAGGAGGGAGGCUGAGAGCCUUCGGCAAACAGAAGGCGAGGAGGAGGACACCGGCUGCUGCCCAGACAAGAGACAGGCGCUAUGGGACUUGCUGGAGAAACCCAGCUCUUCUCUGGCUGCUAAGUUCUUGGCCUUCCUAUCCAUCAUGUUCAUCAUCCUGUCAACUAUUGCACUCUCACUGAAUACCCUGCCAGAGUUACAAGUGGUUGACGAGUUUGGACAGUCCAAUGACAACCCCUACCUUGCCCAGGUGGAAGCAGUGUGCAUUGCCUGGUUCACCAUGGAGUACCUGCUGCGCUUCCUCGCCUCUCCAAACAAAUGGAAAUUUGUCAAAGCCCCUCUGAACGUCAUUGAUCUGUUAGCCAUACUGCCGUACUUUGUCACCAUCUUCCUGACCGAGUCCAACAAGAGUGUUCUACAGUUCCAGAACGUGAGGAGGGUGGUCCAGAUAUUCCGAAUCAUGAGAAUUCUGAGGAUCCUCAAACUGGCCAGGCAUUCCACAGGACUUCAGUCUCUAGGCUUCACGCUGAGGCGCAGCUACAACGAGCUGGGGCUGCUGAUAUUGUUUUUAGCCAUGGGCAUCAUGAUCUUCUCUAGCCUGGUGUUCUUUGCAGAAAAAGAUGAGGAUGCCACUAAAUUCACCAGCAUCCCUGCUUCUUUCUGGUGGGCUACAAUUACCAUGACAACAGUUGGCUAUGGCGACAUCUAUCCACAAACCCUUUUAGGUAAAAUAGUUGGUGGGCUGUGCUGCAUUGCGGGGGUGCUUGUGAUUGCUUUGCCGAUCCCCAUCAUUGUGAACAACUUCUCCGAAUUCUACAAGGAGCAGAAGAGGCAAGAGAAAGCCAUCAAGCGCAGAGAGGCACUGGAGAGAGCGAAGAGGAACGGGAGCAUUGUGUCCAUGAACCUGAAGGACACGUUCACGCGCAGCAUGGAACUCAUGGACGUCAUCGUGGACAAGACGGAAGAGAAAACAGUUGACAACCACCUCUCUCCCAGCCGGUGGGGCUACCCCAAGCGCCAGACCUCAGACAGCUCCGACACCAAGUACCAGGAGGUCACUCAGUUGGGAUCUCCACGUCGGAGUCCACAGCGGCUAAACGCCCGCAAGCUGGAGCAGAUGUACAACCAGAUGACGGCACCCGGCUCCACUUCCCAGCCCUGUGAGGCGGUGCCGGCGGCGGGUGGCAAAGCGGAGGCCAUGGAGAUGAAGGUGGUAGAGGCCCUGUCUGUGCCGAAGCAACGACCCAUCACAGACAUCAAGAGCAUUUCCAGCAUGGAUAGCUUCACCAGCUGCGCCACUGACCUCAGCGAGGCGGAGAAGAGCGCCCUCCAGGCCCAGCAGAGGCACCUGCGCGCCCCUCCGCCGCUCGACCUGACCAUGAUCCCCGCCAUGGACAAGCGGGCGUCCGAGAAGGUCAGGCAGUCCAUCAUCAAGGAGGGCCUCUAUGAGUUUGUGCCGUGCCCAGAGGCCGCCUCCGCCCCCUCUUCCAGCCCCAACAGCCAGCGGGAGGACAGUGAGGGCGUGCGGAGCUCCAUGAGAGGAGCCAGCCAGGUGAAGACCAAAGGACUCAAAGUGAACUUCACAGAGUCCCCCGAGGAGGGCUCCUCAAACCUGCACCUAGUGGUGACGGAGGAGACCGUCCCGCUGUCCCCAACGCUGGAGGACAGUCCCCCGCUGGGGUUCAGGCAAGUCCAGUCCCCUGACAGGCAUAGCCCACACUCCCCGGGAAGGAGCUUCGGGGGAGAUGGGGCAGAGAGCUCGCCAGGCGUGGGCUCAUCCACUGAGAGUCACAGAGGGAAGAACCAUCUCGACAAGGCAGCGGCGUCUCCUUCUCCCACCUCCCCUAAACCCACUUCACCGAACUGUGCUCCGGGUGUGGGUGGAGUGGCUGCAGGAGUGGAAAGCUUGGCUGACAACAGUCAGAGUGGACAAAAGGCUGAGAACCAUCUUCUUGCUGGGGAGGGUCCUCUGACCCCGCCCUGUGAAACCAGUAUGUAAGGCAUUGUGAGUUUUUUUUUUUUUAAUUCAGAGGCUGAGACUGAGUGUGUGGAACAUGCAGGUUCACAUGGGUGUGCUAAACUACACUGUAGUGAAGAUUUCUAUUUUUUCUCUGCAUGGAUGGACAGUGUUAUAGACGGUACCACUUACAUUAUGGACUGAAAGGACUGCAUUUGUUGCAGACAAGAGAUAACAUGCAUGUCCGCACAGGGACAACAGUGGUACAUAGUUGAAAGACAUUUUAGUUAAGAGUUUUAAAAAAGCCUCUCAAAUGUGAAAUUUACAAUUUCAAAAA